Rosa rugosa (rugosa rose) is the source of this 1528-nucleotide messenger RNA. RefSeq lists its product as uncharacterized. The transcript is spliced from 8 exons. The record is from RefSeq and is a predicted model, not a curated record. NCBI's taxonomy places the organism in Eukaryota, Viridiplantae, Streptophyta, Magnoliopsida, Rosales, Rosaceae. Gene Ontology annotation, molecular function: phosphoprotein phosphatase activity. The coding region runs from base 377 to 1192 and encodes 271 amino acids.
GAAGUUGUCUCAUCGAGAAAAAAAAAAGGCUCACCGACUGAAAGAGAGAAUGAGAGAUGGAGAGUUCGGUUCAAUCUUGGUCUGUGGUUGUUCGUCUUGCUUAGAUUAAAUCUUGGUCUCUGCUGUGGUUGUUCGUGUCACUUAGAUAGUGAGGGAGGUUGUUGAUCGGUCUCAAUUACGGUUUGUUUCCAGCUUGGCGACAUAUAAGGGGUUUGGUUGAUCUUUGGCUUUCGAAUUGUAGUGAUUGAUUGGAAAGGUUGGAAGGUCAUCAGUGCUUUGCUUUUGUUCUUUUUCUCCUGUUGCCUGUGACUCUGUGUCUCUUCUCCAGUUGUUUGCUUUUGAUUCCUCGUCAGCAAGGUAAUUAGCAUAACAAGAGAUGGCUGAAAAGAAUAAGAGCAAAGUUGUGUGCUCAGAUGGUGAUGAUCACAGUGAUGCUGAAGGAAGCAAAAACACAUUGGAUGACUUGACUCUCCCGCUACAGAAACUCAACCUUGGCCCAGAAAAGAAGAAGAAGAAGAAGCUUCUGGUUAUUGGUCUUGGAGGCUUGCUUUGUCAUAGAGUAUAUCGCACUGAAAAAAUCUAUAUCCCAAAUUAUCGCCAUCCGGAUGCAGCAUAUGGAAACUACAAGGUUUACAAGAGGCCUUACUGUGAAGAAUUUAUGAAAUUUUGUCUGGAAAGAUUUGAAGUGGGAAUAUGGUCUUCUGCAAGGGAAUGGUACUUGGACAAUGCCUUGGAUUGUGUGAUGAAAGGGUUGGGGAGGAAGUUGUUGUUUGCUUGGGAUCAAGAGGAGUGUACUGAUUCGGGGUUCAAAACCUUGGAGAACCAAAAGAAGCCCCUCUUUCUGAAAGAGUUGAAGAAAAUAUGGGAAAACAAGGGUUUCAAAGCCUCAGUUUCAUCUUCCAUGGGGAAAUACUCUUCAUUGAACACCUUGUUAAUUGAUGAUAAGGCUUACAAGGCUCUACUAAAUCCUGCUCACACAGCCAUCUUUCCUCCUGAAUACAAGGUUGGCCAAGUUGGUGACAAGGCUUUAGGUCCUAAUGGUGAGUUGAGGUUUUACUUGGAGGGACUUGCAGAUGCCGAUGAUGUUACUUCUUAUGUUAAAGAUCAUCCAUUUGGACAGCCAGCAAUAACAACUACUCACUCUGAUUGGGAUUUCUAUUCAAAGAUCAUUACUCAUUUCCAGAAAGAUUAAGCUAUUGCAGAAGCUCAUCAAUUAGUGUUAUGGUGCUGGAGACAUUAGAAUAAGAUUGUUAUCAGCGGUAUUUUCUAGUUUCUACUAAUUAAGAACAAGGUUAAAUGAAUCCAUCACAUAAUGUUGAAUGUUCACUAAUAUGCAGCAGUGUUUCAUUUAUUUCAAUCCGAACCUAUAAUCGUUUACAAGUAAACUACUGAUCGAUGUGUAUAUUACAUAUUCAAUAAAGUACGUAUCCUAUAUAUACAGUUUGUCGAUGUUUGUAUUGACUUGGUGGGACGAGCCUCCUCAUUUCAUUCAUGACCAAUGUCAACGAGAUAAGCUUGGUUUUCCUGA